Phragmites australis (common reed) is the source of this 1402-nucleotide messenger RNA. RefSeq names its product NDR1/HIN1-like protein 13. The record is from RefSeq and is a predicted model, not a curated record. The coding region runs from base 170 to 1027 and encodes 285 amino acids. Lineage: Eukaryota; Viridiplantae; Streptophyta; Magnoliopsida; Poales; Poaceae. Gene Ontology annotation, cellular component: plasma membrane. The transcript is spliced from 2 exons.
CUUUUUUUUUUCAUUUCCACUGCAUUGCCACUAUAAGUAGUGGCAGUAGCUUAAUCAGUCAGAAACUAGGCACCAAACCAUCACUUCACUCCCACCCGCAACGCUUCUCCUCCCCAUCUAGCACCAUCACCACAGCGGCCGCCCACCAGAACCGUGCGCGCGCGGGGCCAUGGCCGAGAAGCCGCCUGUGGCGCCGAAGCCGAAGCCGAAGCCGCCUGUGGCGCCGAAGCCGAAGCCGCCAGGUGGGGCGGCAAGGCCGACGGCGCCGCCUUUCAAGAAGCCCCAGCUCGCGCCGCCGCCGCAGGUGCUCCCGCUGAAGCCGCCGCCGGCGCACCUCUACCGGUACCGCCAGCAGCCGGCGGGCGCCCGGAAGCACCGCCGCGGCGGCGGAGGCGGGUGCUCCUGCCGCCGCGUGUGCUGUCUCGCCACGGGGUUCGCCCUGCUCGCGCUCUGCCUCGCGCUCGCUGCGGCCUGCCUCGCGUACCUCUACUACCGCCCGCGCGCGCCGUCGUUCCACCUCCAGCCGCUCUCCCCCGUGCGCCUCCGCCUCGGCAACUCCUCCGCGGUGUCCUCCGUGGACGCCACCGUCGGGGCCAGGGUGGUGUCCUGGAACCCCAACGAACGGAUCGCGUUCCGGUACGGCGACGGCGAGGGCCGCGUCGCGCUUGCGGACGCCGACGGGGACGUCGCGCUCGGGUGGGCGCCAGUGGCCGGGUUCGAGCACACCGCGCGGAGCGUCGCCGCGGUGGCGUUCGUGGCGACCUCCAAGGGCGUGGUGGUCGACGAGGCCGUGGCGGCGCGCGUGCGCGACAGGUACCGGCGGCGGCAGCUGGCCUUCAACGUGGUCGUGGACGCCCACGUCGGCGUGCGGGUCGGGAAGGCGCGCACCGGCAUGGUGCCGCUCAGGCUGCUCUGCGACGGCGGCGUCAUGGCGCCGCGCGGUGGCGGUGGCGCCGGGAGCAUGGUGGGGCCCAUGAGCAAGUGCCAGGUGUACCUGUUUAGAGUAAGAUGGUUUAGUUUGAACUGAAGGCGCAUCCAGGACAGGAGGCUGCUUAGAGAUCAUCGAGCUGAUUGAUACCACUGGCGCCGAAGCUGCAGACGCUGUAACUUCUCUGCGUGUUUUGCCGACAACAUAAUGAUGAUGAUUGGUUUGCUCGGAAGUUGAUUGGUGGCGAUACAGUACGUCGUCAUCGAUGGUUCUGAAUAUAUAUGCAUGGUCUAAACUCUCUGAAGCAUGUAGUAAGAGUUAAAGAAACAAGUUUGUAAACUGUAUAUUACACUCCCAGCUCCCAAUUCUUUUGAUUGUGUGGUGUAUAGAUAGCAAGAAUGAAAUGAACAGUAUGUGUGUGUUCUUGGCACUUGGCACUUGCAAUCGUUGUUCAAUAUCAUAACUGGUAAAUGA